Colletotrichum spaethianum is the source of this 1308-nucleotide messenger RNA. RefSeq lists its product as uncharacterized. The record is from RefSeq and is a predicted model, not a curated record. The transcript has a single exon. Lineage: Eukaryota; Fungi; Ascomycota; Sordariomycetes; Glomerellales; Glomerellaceae. Bases 1 to 1308 code for a protein of 435 amino acids.
AUGCGACCGCUGGGAACCGCAGGCGCCGUCGGCAGAACUGCUACGAAUGCCUGUUUUCACACAUCAUCGCAGUCUCAGGUGAGACGGCCGUGGGUUCACACCAAGAAAAGGUCAGCGGAACCACAAAUACCCCCCUCGUGGCGGCCCUUUGAGGUGCCAGAGGUGGUCUUGGAUCUCGACAGCUGGGACAGCGGGUAUGCACGACCGUACGACAAUGCGGAAAGGUCCGCUCAGCAAAAGAAAUGGAGCGAGAUGCCUCGCAUCGACGCCACAUGGAAACGAAUCAGGAACUUCGAGUUUGACCGCCAGCGGGUGAGCGACAACUUUGCCAAAGUCGCUGGCCGCGACUACUGGCGUCAACGCUGGACCGUCACCGACCUUGACAUUAUGACCACUGCUCUGAGAGGGGCCCCCAAACAUCGAAGACGUCCGGAUAAAAAACGAGCCUACGGAUCCGACGCUGACGGGGUCUUGAGCUCGGUGGCUUUCGAGAACGCGAUUCCCAUGUCCACCUUUCGGGACGAAAAGUCGUUUUUGAGCUGGCUGCUACACAGGAAACCCAGCACAUCACCUAAACCCCAAAACACCGUUGCGAUCUCACAAGAGCUUAUAAGCAAACAAGACAGCCUGAAGGACCUUCGACGCUACAUCUUGUUCCUUCUCCAUCAAAGCGAUGAUGGACUCUUGCACGUUCGCCAGUGCAAUGGGCACAUCGCCCGAGUUCUACUCUGUGCUCUUUCGAAACCCGAGAAGAACUCCCUCGCUCUCCGCAACUUCUUGCCGUUCUUCAACAAUCUUUUUGCCCUCUACCAGCAAAACGGAUUGUCCCUUGGCCCUGAAUUAUGUGGUGCCUCUCUGGUUUUUUCGGCCCAGGCAUUUCAGUUGCAGGCAACGGAGAGGUUCCUCGAGCAUGGCUUAAAGCAAGGCUAUUGGGUUUAUGGGAAGCCAUGGAUUUCAGACGUGCAGGUUACGCUAAAGACAUUGCACCAACAAUGGGAUCAAGAGGCACAAAACAACGCCUCCUCCCAAAGUGCCGAGUCCUACCAUACACCUGGUAUCCAGUCAAGCACAAGCAGCCACAAAGAGGUUAUGGCCCGCCUCUUGGCAGGGGAUGCUGGAAACCAUGGUAAAGCGUCUUUUAAGACCGUUGUGGAGAGCAAUCCCAGCAACGAGGGGCUGCGUGAGCAGUACUCGCGGCUGGUUGCCCGAGUCGGCCUUUUGCCAGAUCAACUCACCCAAACUGAACUGAGUGGGGGGAAAGGCGAAGCCUGUCAAUACCACACAGGUGCCGCGAACAACCGCCGUUGA